This is a messenger RNA of Salvia miltiorrhiza (redroot sage), 1972 nucleotides long. RefSeq names its product MLO-like protein 3. Lineage: Eukaryota; Viridiplantae; Streptophyta; Magnoliopsida; Lamiales; Lamiaceae. The transcript is spliced from 15 exons. Bases 269 to 1858 code for a protein of 529 amino acids. Gene Ontology annotation, cellular component: membrane. The record is from RefSeq and is a predicted model, not a curated record. Gene Ontology annotation, biological process: defense response.
AUAAUGUUGACCUUAAUUUAACAAUUGACAAAAAAAGUAUAUUGUAUACUUAAAUUUGAUUGAGAAGAAAAGGAGUCAUUAUAGCCAAGUCAAAAGUAAUAUGUAGAUACGACCUUCACUAGACUCGCCACUUUAGACUCGGCAGAGUUUCCCACACUUUCCUCUCCCAAACCCAUCACGACUCAAGUCUGCAACACUUAGAAAUAUAAAUCUCAUUUCUCAACAUUUGAAAACCCAUAUUUUUCAUUUUCCCAAAUCACCGGAACCCAUGGCUGCCGGCGGCGGCGGCGGCGGCGCGAACCGAUCUCUGCAAGAAACCCCCACUUGGGCUCUUGCAACCGUUUGUUUCAUCUUCAUCUUCCUCGGCAUUUUUAUCGAGCAUUUGAUUAACCUAGCCGGCCAUUGGUUCAAGAAACAUAGGAAGGCUGCUCUUUAUGAAGCUAUCGAGAAGCUUAAGACAGUUUUGAUGCAGUUGGGAUUCAUGUCACUGAUAUUAACAGUGACACAAAGAUCUAUUUCCAAAAUAUGCAUAGCAAAUGAAGCUGCAGAUUAUAUGCUUCCAUGCCGCCGCCAGUCACAAACAAAGACAACACAACAUCUAAAUAAAUCACAAUUCCAACCUCAUCAUCAAAGAUUGUUGCUAGCUGCAGCUUCUGCACCUUCAAAUUCUUCUGAUUAUUGCGAAUCCAAGGGGAAGACUUCAGUGAUGUCAGUAGAGGGUAUGAAUCAGCUCAACAUUUUCAUAUUUGUGCUAGCAGCUAUGCAGAUUGUGUAUAGUUUGGCAACUAUGGGAUUAGGAAGGGCUAAGAUGAAGAAGUGGAAAAGUUGGGAAAAAGAGACUCAAACUAUAGACUACAUGACAGCAAAUGAUCCAGAAAGAUUUAGAUAUACAAGACAAACCACGUUCGGACGUCGACAUAUUGCUACAAAUUCUUCUCACCUUUGGAUUAAAUGUUUUUUCCGGCAAUUCUUCAAGUCUGUGGCAAAAGUCGACUAUUUCACUCUGCGACAUGGAUUUAUUUCGGCUCAUUUAUCAACAAAUAAUUCCUUCAAUUUUCGGAAAUAUAUUCAACGAUCUUUGGAAGACGAUUUCAAAGCUGUUGUCGGCAUAAACCCAAUCAUGUGGUUCGUGGUGGUUAUAUUCUUGUUGGUCGAUGUACAUGGAUGGAACGUCUACCUUUGGGUCUCAUUUAUACCUCUACUCAUAGUUCUGUUCGUGGGAACAAAAUUGGAAAUAAUAGUGGAUAAAAUGGCAAUGCAAUUAGCAAAUAAUAGCGCAGUGAUUAAGGGAACUCCAUUGGUGCAGCCAGACAGCAAUCUCUUCUGGUUCAAACGCCCCCAACUCGUCUUGACGCUUCUUCAUUUUACUCUCUUCAUGAACGCAUUUGAGUUGUCCUUCUUCAUAUGGGUUACGUGGCAAUUUGGGAUAAAUUCCUGCUACCACGAAAAUGUCGAGAUCUUUGUUAUCAGGGUUGUAUUAGCGAUUACAGUACAAGUUCUUUGCAGUUACAUCACUCUCCCCCUCUAUGCCCUUGUUACUCAGAUGGGGUCUAAAUAUAAGAGUGCAAUACUAGAGGAACACACAAUCCAUGCAUUAAAACAAUGGCAUGAAAACGUGAAGCACAAGAGAAAGAUUAAUGAUCAGUCGCCGCCUCCCACCAUUCAAGGCGAUUCCACGGCGGCGCCGGCGACGCGGCGGAGCAACAGCGGCACAAGUACUUCCUCCACGUCCCAUCGGCGGCCGCCCACUUUUAGGGAUAUUGCUUCUGAUGAUGAAGAUGAGAUCGUUGAAAUCCAAAUACAAAAUCAAAUCCAAAAUGAACAUGAUUUUGAUCAAAUUAAGAGUUUAGCCACAUAAUUUGCAUAACUAAUUAAUUUGGUAGUGACUUAGCUGCAAUUUUUAUAAUUAGUUACAUAUACACAUAUGAGGACUACCGAUCGAUCAUCUAUAGAAUUUAUUUCUAAUUUUUUU